AUGCUGAAAGACAAGUCUAGAAUACCUAGCCAUAAAACCGAUCGCUUGAAAGCUAUCAAUGAGCGAAUCUGUGAAGUAAUAUCAGAAAACAGACGUGAUCGUCCAAAUAAAGUAGGAAGCCGAAGUUGGUGGCAACAUGUUGAUUCUACUUCACACCGGCRCAGUUUCUCCAUGGGUGUAUCCUUUACAAAAACAGAAUUGGAUGACUUGAACAACUACUUAAGUGUGCUUUGCACAGAUAGCACUUACACAGAACCCCAGCUUGCGAUUAUUGACAGCAACUCGGAAACACCAUAUCUAACGGAUCUUCAGGUAUGGAAUUGCUUGUCUCGUUUAGAUAAAACUGCCACCGGUCCAGAUUCCAUCCCUUUCUGGUUCUGGAAAGAUCAUGCUGAAAUUCUUGCUCCUGUUGUGGCACACAUAUGGAAUCUAUCCUUAUCAACAUACACAUGGCCAGCCUUCUGGAAAAGAGCUAAUAUCCGACCCCUUCCCAAAGUGGACAUCCCAAAAACUACAAACGAUUAUCGAGGAAUAAGUGUCACUCCAGUCAUAGCUAGAGCCUUCGAAAGAAUCACAUAUCAAUUGUACGUCAAAGAGGUUGUUGAGGACAAGAUCAACAGAAACCAAUUCGCCUACAGGCAAGGUGGUAAUUGUACUAACRCACUGCUAUCGAUGCAAAAUAAUGCACUAAAACACCUUGAUGAUCCUGCCUGUAAGGCUAUCCGCCUUUUCGCCAUGGAUUUCAGCAAAGCCUUUGACUCCGUCAAGCACGAGUUGCUUGCGAUGAAGCUUAAGGACACUGGUCUUAACGCUUACUUAGUUAAUUGGUACCYGGAUUUCCUGAAAGACAGACAUCAGAGAGUGGUAUGGAAUAACAUUGUAUGCGAAUUUAAGAGCGUCAACAAAGGAACUGUUCAAGGUACUGUCAGCGGCCCUUAUCUAUUUAUUAUUAUUCUGAACGAUCUAGACAUAAUGUUUAAGAAGGAGUCUUGCAUAGUUAAAUACGCAGAUGAUUCCACUUUAAUAUCGCCGGUUUAUGGCUAUAAUGAUUUCUCAGGUAAUAUAGUUGAUCAAUUUCUUACUUGGACUAAUAAUAAUCACAUGUCAUGAAAUCCAAGUAAAUGUAAGGAGCUAAUACUUUAUAAGAAAGGUGUGCAAACAGGUUUUUUUAAUACCAUUGUUGGUAUUCCUCAGUGCGAUAAUUUGACCAUCCUUGGGAUUGAGUUUGAGGGCAACUGUAGAUUUAGUCUGCACGUUAGAAAUAAGCUAAUCAAGGCCAACAAAUGUUUGUAUGUACUUAGGUGUUUACGUAAGGAGGGUUAUAACCAGAAAGAGCUUGAUCACCUUUUCCAUAGCUUAGUUUUACCAAAUAUCACAUAUGGUGUAUCUGUAUAUGGAGCAGCCGUUGCUGAAUUAGCUACCAUACAGGCCUUUCUUGAUCGCUGCUUUAAACGUAAAUAUAUAUCCAUCAGAUUAGACAUAAACAAGAUCUUAGAACAACAGGACAUUCGGCUCUAUAAGAAGGCAGCCUCUACUGAAAGUCAUCCGCUCUACAGUUUAAUACCUAAGCCUAAAUCAACUAGAUAUAACUUAAGAUACUCUGCAGCAGCUAAACCUAAAAUACAUACUUCUCGAUUUAUGAACACUUUUUUCAACAGAUUUAAAUAUGAUGUCAUUUCCUUGAAUGGACAGCCUGCUAGACAGAUCCUUGGCGUACCUCAACAACUUAAAAGUCUAAAAGAUAUCAACUCCUUGUCCAUGCAGGCUCUAGUGCUGCCCUUGCCAACGAAAGCAAAACCAAAUGUAGCGACUCAUGGCAUGCAGAAUGAUUUAAUGAAAGAGUUGAAAUGCGCAAAGGAAAGAGAAAGGUUUUCAGUAGAAUUAGUUAACAGUUAUGACAUUAGCCAACAAUCGUACACACGGACACUGCGAAACUACCUYGGAAACAUGAUUCAUGAAAUCAUAGGGGUGAACAUCUUUGUGCCUAGAGAUGAUAUGGUGGAUGAGCUCAAGAAAACAAAGAAAGAUCUAAAGGAAAGUCUCGAAUUAAGCUUUUUUGAAAAGAAUGAUAUGGUAGCUGGAUUUGUAAAUGUUUCCAAGGCAUUAACAUGGUUUCUUGCUCAAGAUGGUAUCAAUAAAGCUAUAGCUACUCCAAAUGAUAAGGUUUUAAUUUAUGUGUACACCGAUGCAUUCCCUUGGAUGUUAUGGAGCAAAUUCUUUACAGGUGAAACCUCUAUAAGGAUAAAGRUUGUAGAGCCACACAAUCUGCUAUCAACAGUGCUAACCAUUUGUCAAUGGCUGGGGCCAGACGACUAUUACCAUGUAAGCACCUUUGGAAGUCUGGUGUUAAAACAGCUUGAACAACUAAAUGAAAUAACACACUCUGUGACAAACAGACCAAUCCAAGUCCUGAUCCGUGGGCUCGCUGAUGAGGCAAGCAGAUGUUCCAGCACUGGRGUAUCCUCCCAAGCAGCGUUAUAUCCGAUUACUGAAGCUGCAGAGCAUAGGACGAGCUAUUUUCAUGACAAAAGUCAGCCUGCAAGGUAUGAUGGKCGAAAACGCGGAUAUGAUGUUUUUCCCGUACGSACUAAAGAUUUUCAGACACUAAUUACUGAUAUAUGUAGCACAAGGAAUGAUGAGUGGGCUGCUAUAGUACAAGGAAGAUUGGAAUACGCACAGGACCUUCAUGCCGCAGAUGCGAUAUACCACCAAAGCUGUAAUGUCAACUUCCGUACUGGAAGAGCCAGGUAG
Exaiptasia diaphana is the source of this 2751-nucleotide messenger RNA. RefSeq lists its product as uncharacterized. The transcript has 5 exons. The record is from RefSeq and is a predicted model, not a curated record. NCBI's taxonomy places the organism in Eukaryota, Metazoa, Cnidaria, Anthozoa, Actiniaria, Aiptasiidae.